AACCAGCAGGCGUUGGGGAGGGGCGGGGGGGAUAUAGCGGCAGCAGCAGCCCAGCCCUCUGAGGGACAGCAGGAAGGAAGGGAGGGAGGGGGGAAGCUGGGGGGACAACCCCCCAUCAUUCCUACCGCUAUGGGCCCAACCUCCCAUUCCCACCUCCCCUCCAUCGGCCGGGGCUAGGACACCCCCAAAUCCCGUCGCCCCCUUGGCACCGACACCCCGACAGAGACAGAGACAGCCAUCCGCCACCACCGCUGCCGCAGCCUGGCUGGGGAGGGGGCCGGCCCCCCAGGCUCCCUGCCCCAUUGAGUUUGGCCGGGGCCGGGUUUGAACCCACCACGCUCGGUAUAUGGGGCUGGCGCCCUACCCACUGGGCCACAGGCCUGCCAGGUGACAGUGUGACUGAGUGGUCAGGAACACAGGCUGCUUAGAUUUAAUCUAGAAACUGUUGCUUAGGAGCUGUAUGUCCUCAGGUAAGUUAUUUAACUUCUCUGGGUGUAUUUCCUAGAAAAUGUACAUAAUAAUGGUAUUUUAUAGAUUACUGUGUGGAUCAUAUUUAAGAUUUAACUUAGUGUGUGACACACCUCUUGGGAACAAGACACAAUUGGAAGAGGGACGUUACCUAACUAAUGCAAUCAGUGUAACCUGGUUUCUUGUACCCUCAACGAAUCCCCAACAAUAAAAAAAAAAAAAAAGAUUUAACUUAGUAUAUAGACCUGGACUGUUCAAUAGAAAUAUAAUGUGUGUGUAUGGGCGGCAUCUAUGGCUCAAAGGAGUGGGGUGCCGGCCCCAUAUGCCGGAGGUGGUGGGUUCAAGCCUGGCCCUAGGCAAAAAAAAAAACCUGCAAAAAAAAAGGAAUGUGUAAAAAAAAGAAAUAUAAUGUGAGCCACAUAUGCAAUUUUUAAUUUUCUGGCAGCCACAUUGGAAAAGGUAAAAAGAAAGUGAAAUUAAUUUUAAUACUAUGCUUUGGUGAACCCAAUAUAUCUAAAAGAUUAAAAUUUCAAAAUGUAAUCAAUAUAAGAUUAUUAAUGAGAUAGCUUACAUUCUGUUUGUCAUUCAAAGUCUUUAAAAUCUGAUGUGUAUUUUAUAUUUCCAGCAUAUCUCAAUUCUGACUUGCCACAUUUCAGUGGCCAAAUAUGGCUGGUGUACCAUAUUGGACAACACAAAUAUAAACCGUUAUAAGAUCUUUACCAGCUACAAGUGUUAGCUAUCAUUAUUACUGACAUUUAUUAUCAUGUGUCUGUGUGUUGUGGAUGUUCAUGUCUCAGUCUCUUUGCCUGUCUGAAUACAUCUGGAGCCUUCAGGAAGAGUGGUUGGAGAAUAGUCCUGUGCUUCCCAUCCCUGUUGCCCCCAUCCUAGAGAGACUUCCUGGGAAGGUGGCCAGAAUGGAGCUGUGGCCAGGGGCAUGGACGCUGCUACUGCUGCUCUUCCUGCUGCUGCUCUUCCUGCUGCCCACUUUGUGGUUCUGCAACCCCAGUGCCAAGUACUUCUUCAAGAUGGCCUUCUACAAUGGCUGGAUUCUCUUCCUGGCUGUGCUUGCCAUUCCUGUGUGUGCUGUGCGAGGACGAAACGUCGAGAACAUGAAGAUCUUGCGUCUAAUGCUGCUCCACAUCAAAUACCUGUAUGGGAUCCGAGUGGAGGUGCGAGGGGCUCACCACUUCCCUCCCUCGCAGCCCUAUGUUGUUGUCUCCAACCACCAGAGCUCCCUCGACCUGCUUGGGAUGAUGGAGGUACUGCCAGGCCGCUGUGUGCCCAUUGCCAAGCGUGAGCUACUGUGGGCCGGCUCUGCUGGGCUGGCCUGCUGGCUAGCAGGCGUCAUCUUCAUCGACCGGAAGCGUACGGGGGAUGCCAUCAGUGUCAUGUCUGAGGUUGCUCAGACCCUCCUCACCCAGGACGUAAGGGUCUGGGUUUUUCCCGAGGGAACAAGAAACCAUAACGGCUCCAUGCUGCCCUUCAAACGUGGCGCUUUCCAUCUUGCAGUGCAGGCCCAGGUUCCCAUUGUCCCCAUAGUCAUGUCCUCCUAUCAAGACUUUUACUGCAAGAAGGAGCGCCGUUUCACCUCAGGGCGAUGUCAGGUGCGGGUGCUGCCCCCAGUGCCCACAGAAGGGCUGACACCAGAUGACGUCCCAGCUCUGGCUGACAGAGUCCGGCACUCCAUGCUAACCGUUUUCCGGGAAAUCUCCACUGAUGGCCGGGGUGGUGGUGACUAUCUGAAGAAGCCUGGCGGGGUGGGCGAAGUGCGGCUCUGAGCACCCCUCCCAUCCAUCCCCAUCUUCCUUCCCACACCUGCCAACCCAAUGGGCCCAAGCCCUCAUCUUCAUUUCCCAUCUCCUCACUUAUUCUCCUCUUUGGAAUCUUCAACUUCUGAAGUGAAGGUGGAUACAGCACCACCACUCCCUGCCCUUUCCCACCCACCCCCAUGGAUUCUUGUGCCUCAGUGCAGUCUCUGCUCUGACCCCCAUCUCCUGCCAUCUUGUCUGUGGGACAGUUGCCUCCCCCUCAUCUCAAGUGGCUCAGCCUAAACAAGGGUAGGGAACAUUCCAUCCCAUCCCCUGUAGACUUCCUUUGUGGUCUCUCCCUCUCCAUCCAACAUUGGCCAGUGGACUCAUCCAUUCUGUGGAACAAUUCUCCCCCUACCCCAAGUUCAUGGAUUCAAUGGACUCAUCUAUUUGGGAGGAGGAUUUCUCACCCUGUGGCUGGAAGCUGAUACCUGGAACACUCCUCCCAGGCUCAGCCUGGGGACUUUCCUCAGCACCUUCACCUUCCUUUCCCGUGGAGCCUCCUGUCAGUGAGGGCUGGACUCUUCUAACUCAGAGAUUUCAUCCCUGCCCUUGCCCAGAUGCACAGGGCUGUGCACACUCCUGGAUUACAGUUCGGUCUCCGUAUUUCUGCUUCUCCCUGUCCCCAUGGUACAGUUCUUCAGUGGUCUUGGCCCUACCCAGCCCCCUACAGCCCUGCUGUACCAUCUAACCAGACACAGGGGAAGAGGCAGACAUCAGGUGCUGCACUCAGCUUCUGCUUCCUGGGGAGUUUGGGAAAGGAACUGAACCCUGGCUGGAGGGGAUAAGAGGGCUUUUAAUUUAUUUCUUUUUCUGUUUGGGGCUUCCCCCUCUCUAAGCCAGUUUUCAUUUCUUCCUGGUGGCAUUAGCCACUCCCUGCCUCUCACUCCAGACCUGUUCCCACAACCAGGGAGGUAGGCUGGGAGCAAAGGAGAGGGUGGGACUGAGUUUUAUGUGGUUGGUUUUUAUUAAUUAUCUGGAUAACAGCAAGAAACAGAAAAUAAAGAGAGAGAGAGA
Nycticebus coucang (slow loris) is the source of this 3293-nucleotide messenger RNA. RefSeq names its product 1-acylglycerol-3-phosphate O-acyltransferase 1 (gene AGPAT1). Gene Ontology annotation, molecular function: 1-acylglycerol-3-phosphate O-acyltransferase activity. The transcript has 9 exons. The coding region runs from base 1251 to 2246 and encodes 331 amino acids. NCBI's taxonomy places the organism in Eukaryota, Metazoa, Chordata, Mammalia, Primates, Lorisidae. Gene Ontology annotation, biological process: phosphatidic acid biosynthetic process. The record is from RefSeq and is a predicted model, not a curated record. Gene Ontology annotation, cellular component: membrane; endoplasmic reticulum.